Molecule: messenger RNA, 4708 nt
Organism: Ochotona curzoniae (black-lipped pika)
Lineage: Eukaryota; Metazoa; Chordata; Mammalia; Lagomorpha; Ochotonidae
Gene: TPP2
Product: tripeptidyl peptidase 2
Exons: 30
Coding region: 91-3879 (1262 amino acids)
Biological process (GO): proteolysis
Cellular component (GO): cytosol
Molecular function (GO): tripeptidyl-peptidase activity; serine-type endopeptidase activity
Source: RefSeq, a predicted model, not a curated record
CCUCCGGCCUGGGGCCACCGUGUGUCCUCGCGCCGCCCGUCCGCGCGCAGCCUGGCAGUUUGCCUCUUCCUCGUCCUCCAGCCUGCGUCCAUGGCCACCUCCGCCACCGAGGAGCCCUUCCCUUUCCACGGUCUCCUACCCAAGAAAGAGACCGGAGCCGCGUCCUUCCUCUGCCGCUACCCGGAGUAUGAUGGGCGCGGGGUGCUCAUCGCGGUGCUGGACACGGGGGUCGAUCCCGGGGCUCCGGGCAUGCAGGUUACAACUGAUGGAAAACCAAAAAUCAUUGAUAUCAUCGAUACGACAGGAAGUGGCGAUGUGAAUACUGCUACCGAAGUAGAGCCAAAAGACGGUGAAAUCAUUGGUCUUUCUGGAAGAGUGCUGAAGAUUCCUACAAGCUGGAUAAAUCCCUCCGGCAAAUACCAUAUUGGCAUAAAAAAUGGCUAUGACUUCUAUCCAAAGGCUCUCAAGGAAAGGAUACAGAAAGAACGGAAGGAGAAGAUCUGGGAUCCUGUUCACAGAGUAGCCCUUGCAGAAGCCUGCAGAAAACAGGAAGAAUUUGAUGUUGCCAACAAUGGCUGUUCCCAAGCAAAUAAGCUAAUCAAGGAGGAGCUUCAGAGUCAAGUUGAGUUGUUAAAUUCUUUUGAGAAAAAAUAUAGUGACCCUGGGCCUGUGUAUGACUGCCUGGUGUGGCAUGAUGGCGAAGCCUGGAGAGCCUGCAUUGAUUCAAAUGAAGAUGGAGACUUGAGCAAAGCAACAGUGUUGAGGAACUACAAAGAGGCCCAGGAGUAUGGCUCUUUUGGCACAGCUGAGAUGUUGAAUUACUCUGUUAAUAUUUAUGAUGAUGGCAACCUGCUCUCAAUUGUGACCAGUGGAGGAGCUCACGGGACACACGUAGCGAGUAUAGCUGCUGGUCAUUUUCCAGAAGAACCUGAACGGAAUGGGGUAGCUCCUGGUGCUCAGAUUCUUUCAAUCAAGAUUGGUGAUACCAGACUAAGCACAAUGGAAACAGGCACAGGCCUCAUAAGAGCAAUGAUAGAAGUUAUAAAUCACAAGUGUGAUCUUGUAAACUACAGCUAUGGAGAAGCAACUCACUGGCCAAAUGCUGGGAGAAUUUGUGAAGUAAUUAAUGAGGCAGUCUGGAAGCACAACAUAAUUUAUGUUUCAAGUGCUGGAAAUAAUGGUCCAUGCCUUUCUACAGUUGGUUGUCCAGGUGGAACUACAUCAAGUGUGAUAGGUGUUGGUGCUUAUGUUUCACCUGAUAUGAUGGUUGCUGAGUACUCCCUGAGAGAGAAACUACCUGCGAAUCAGUACACGUGGUCUUCUCGAGGCCCCAGUGCUGAUGGGGCCCUUGGCGUGAGUAUUAGUGCACCAGGAGGAGCCAUAGCUUCUGUGCCGAACUGGACACUGAGGGGCACGCAGCUGAUGAACGGGACGUCCAUGUCUUCCCCCAACGCUUGUGGUGGCAUUGCCCUAGUGCUUUCAGGUCUGAAAGCUAAUAAUGUUGACUACACAGUUCAUUCAGUCAGAAGAGCCCUAGAGAACACGGCAGUGAAGGCUGACAAUAUAGAAGUGUUUGCCCAAGGACAUGGUAUUAUUCAGGUUGAUAAAGCCUAUGACUACCUCAUUCAGAACACAUCAUUUGCUAACAAGUUAGGUUUCACUGUUACUGUUGGGAAUAACCGUGGCAUCUACCUCCGAGAUCCUGUGCAGGUGGCUGCACCCUCAGAUCACGGCGUUGGCAUCGAACCUGUGUUUCCAGAGAACACAGAAAAUUCUGAAAAGAUAUCCCUUCAGCUCCAUUUAGCUUUAACUUCAAAUUCAUCUUGGGUUCAGUGUCCCAGCCAUUUGGAACUCAUGAAUCAAUGUAGACACAUAAACAUACGUGUGGAUCCCAGGGGAUUGAGAGAAGGAUUACAUUACACAGAGGUGUGUGGCUAUGAUAUAGCAUCCCCAAAUGCAGGUCCUCUUUUCAGAGUCCCGAUCACCACAGUGAUAGCAGCAAAAGUAAACGAAUCAUCACAUUAUGAUGUGGCCUUUGCAGAUGUACACUUUAAGCCUGGUCAGAUUCGAAGGCAUUUUAUUGAAGUUCCUGAGGGUGCCACAUGGGCUGAAGUUACCGUGUGUUCAUGUUCUUCUGAGGUGUCAGCCAAGUUUGUUCUUCAUGCUGUACAGCUUGUGAAGCAAAGGGCGUAUCGAAGUCAUGAGUUCUAUAAGUUUUGCUCCCUUCCAGAAAAAGGAACACUGACUGAAGCGUUUCCUGUCCUUGGUGGAAAAGCAAUUGAAUUCUGCAUUGCUCGUUGGUGGGCAAGUCUUAGUGAUGUCAAUAUUGAUUAUACCAUUUCUUUCCAUGGGAUUGUGUGUACUGCUCCUCAGUUAAACAUUCAUGCAUCGGAAGGAAUCAACCGUUUUGAUGUUCAGUCCUCCUUGAAAUAUGAAGAUCUGGCUCCUUGCAUCACUUUGAAGAGCUGGGUCCAAACAUUGCGCCCAGUAAGUGCAAAAACAAAACCUUUAGGAUCAAGAGAUGUUUUGCCAAAUAAUCGCCAACUUUAUGAGAUGAUUCUGACGUACAACUUCCAUCAACCCAAAAGUGGAGAAGUAACCCCAAGCUGCCCACUGCUCUGUGAAUUAUUAUAUGAAUCAGAAUUUGACAGCCAGCUGUGGAUUAUUUUUGAUCAGAACAAAAGACAGAUGGGCUCAGGUGACGCCUAUCCGCAUCAGUAUUCUUUGAAACUGGAGAAAGGAGAUUAUACGAUUCGCCUGCAGAUUCGUCAUGAGCAAAUCAGUGAUCUGGAGCGUCUGAAAGAUCUUCCAUUUAUUGUUUCUCAUAGGUUGUCUAACACCUUGAGUUUAGACAUUCAUGAAAAUCAUAGCCUUGCACUCUUAGGAAAGAAGAAAUCCAGCAGUUUGACAUUACCACCCAAAUACAACCAGCCUUUCUUCGUUACUUCCUUACCUGAUGAUAAAAUACCCAAAGGGGCUGGACCUGGAUGUUACCUUUCAGGAUCCUUAACAUUAUCAAAGACUGAACUUGGAAAGAAAGCUGGGCAGUCUGCUGCAAAACGACAAGGAAAAUUUAAAAAGGAUGUAAUCCCUGUUCAUUAUUAUUUAAUACCUCCACCAACAAAGACUAAGAAUGGCAGCAAAGAUAAAGAGAAAGAAUCAGAAAAAGAGAAAGAUUUAAAAGAAGAAUUUACAGAAGCAUUACGAGAUCUUAAAAUUCAGUGGAUGACAAAGUUGGAUUCUAGUGACAUUUAUAAUGAAUUGAAGGAAACAUACCCUUCUUACCUUCCUCUGUAUGUUGCACGACUUCAUCAGUUGGAUGCUGAAAAGGAACGAAUGAAAAGACUUAAUGAAAUUGUUGAAGCUGCAAAUGCUGUUAUCUCACACAUAGAUCAGACGGCUCUAGCGGUUUAUAUCGCAAUGAAGACUGACCCCAGGCCUGAUGCAGCUAUUAUCAAAAAUGAUAUGGACAAACAAAAAUCCACCCUCGUAGAUGCCCUUUGUAGAAAGGGCUGUGCGCUGGCCGACCACCUUCUUCACACCCAGGCCCACGAUGGGGCCGUUUCAAGUGACGGAGAAGGACGAGAGGAGGAAGGGGACAGUACGUUGGAUUCUCUGUCCGAAACAUUUUGGGAAACUACAAAAUGGACUGAUCUCUUUGAUAAUAAGGUUUUGACAUUUGCAUACAAGCAUGCAUUAGUUAACAAGAUGUAUGGGAGAGGCCUUAAAUUUGCUACUAAACUUGUGGAAGAAAAGCCAACAAAAGAAAACUGGAAAAAUUGUAUUCAAUUGAUGAAGUUACUUGGAUGGACCCAUUGUGCAUCUUUUACUGAAAACUGGCUUCCCAUCAUGUAUCCUCCUGAUUAUUGUGUGUUCUAAUAUAGAAGCGCAAACUUUAAAUUAAAAAAGGAAAGUUUUAUAGUGAAUGGAUAUAAGAAAAAAUUUGUGGCGUUUUUAGUCUAAUGCAUGUUUUCAUCCACCACCAAAUGCUGAUUAUUAAAAUGGUGUGUAUUUAUCAGAGACUUCACUGACUUGUGGCUUAGUACAUGUAAAUCUAGACCUCUUCCAUCAUGCUGUUUUCUUAAUGCUUCACAUUGCUGGCAGGGCGGUGUGUCCUGCCUGCCAGGGGCUCGCAUUUUGAGUUGGGUUGCAGCUUAUUACAUGCAUGAGAGAUUUUAAACAUUAACUUUUAACUGCAAACCUGUAAAAUUCUAUUUUUUAUUUUAUAAACAAACAGGGUUUUAACAUGCUCAACUCUAAUUUUUUUCAAAUGUAUGAAGGCCUUAAAAAAGCUACAUUAAGCGUAGCUAAAAUUAUUUAUUGGACUACAAAUUAACAACCUCACUUCCAGAUUUUUUUCUUUUGCAAAUGUUUACAUUCAAUUAAGAAGAAAAAAUAAAAUCAGCAUAAGUGUGUGGCAAUUGCGUGAGUUUAACUGCUUCCAUAAAUUUUCAUCUUCAGAAUUACAGGCAAGUUGUGCUCUAUAACCUCUUGAAGUGCAAGGCAUCAGAUUGAACAGGUAAUACAUGUGUAAGUGCCAGAUAGCAAUCUUAUUGAGCAAUGUAAAAAUAUACAUAUGGUAUGUUUAUUAAAGUCAAAAUAAUGUAAAACACAAGAAAUAAUGUGCAGAACCAAGGUCAUAGUACACCUUAUGCACUCUGAUACUUUCAUUUUUUUUAUAAAUAAUAAAAGUGAAUAUUGAAGCUUC